This is a messenger RNA of Culex pipiens pallens (northern house mosquito), 1793 nucleotides long. RefSeq lists its product as uncharacterized. The record is from RefSeq and is a predicted model, not a curated record. The coding region runs from base 157 to 1338 and encodes 393 amino acids. The transcript has 4 exons. NCBI's taxonomy places the organism in Eukaryota, Metazoa, Arthropoda, Insecta, Diptera, Culicidae.
CUGUUUGCUUUAAAAUAGUAAGGAUUGCAAGGGUUGUUUGUACCACUUCCAUAAACCCUUGAGAGUCGUGACAGUCAUUGCUUGAGAGUAGAAGAUAGCAGUUCAGUUUGACAUUACUUCAGCUAUCAACUGCGGAACUGUUGCCGACUAGGAAAGAUGAGCUCUUCCGUUCAAACUCCACCCUGGUUCACCACGGAAUUCGUUCAAUCCAUAAUCCGGAAUGCUAAAUCAGAUCCCACGAUCACCAUAGCACAACCGUGCAUCCUCGAACCGGGAUCCAAAGCUGGAGACAGUUUCUCCGGUGCUCUGCACCGCACAAAAAUUCACUACCGUUCCGAACGUCAUACAGAACAGGAACUCAGCACCAGCUGGAUGCUCAAGUCCGAAUCCAGCGAUGCCCUGAACACCGCUCCAACCCUGUUCAACACGGAACAUCGCAUGUACACGGAGGUUCUGCCCGCUAUGCAGCGGGAGUUGGAAGGAAUUGGUGAAUCUUUGAGUGUUCCUGGGUUGAUUUAUAGUUCCGAAAGUCCUCGCUUGAUUGUCAUGGAGGACUUAUGCUUCUCCGGGUGGACCAGAACGGAUGAGAUUUGUAGGUUUGAGGAUGCUUUACCAGCGAUUAGAACUAUUUCAAAGUUUCACGCGGCGUCGUUCGCUCUUAAUAAGAAGGGCAUGAAACUCUCCAACUUCGCCAACCGCACCUCGGACAGCUUGCUGUCGAUGUUCCGUCCAAUGUUUAGCUCCUACAUCGACGCCAUCUGCAGUUGGGACGACUUCAAAGACAUUCAUCCUAGACUGCAGGAGUUCAAAGCUUCCUUCGCGGAUCAAUACAAGCAAGUGUACACUCUAAAUCCCGGUCCUGAAGGGUACAACGUUCUGAACCAUGGAGAUUUCCAUGGGAAAAAUUUGCUUCACUUGUUAGAUGACCAGCGCAGGGUGGUCAAAACGGCCGCCCUGGACUUCCAGGUUUGCAACUGGGGAAGCCCAGCCAUUGACUUGAUCUACUUCCUGUACCUGGUUAUUCAUCGGGACGUCCUAGACAACCACCGCGAUCAACUGCUGGAAGAGUAUCAUCGACACUUUGUCGACUGUUUGACCCGAUUGAACUUCCAAGGCCGGAUUCCAACCCGCGAAGAUCUGCAGGCCGAACUGAACCGGAACAUUUUCUUCGAACUGUUCAACGACGCCGUCGGGGCACCGUUCCGCGCCGUCGACUUUGGCGCAGUGUCCCUGGAGGACUUUCUGGCCGGGCGCGUCCCGAACGUGGGGCUUAGCAACGCCGGCUACCGCCGAAAUGUUCGCGCAAACCUGACCCGGUUGGUCGCACGUGGCUUUUAAUGUUGCGAAAUAAAUUUCCCCUCCGCCGACAGCUUACAAAGGAUUAAAAGCCCGGGUUUCUUUCGGGGUGGCCUUCGAGUGGGGCUUUUGAAUAAAUCAAGAAAGUGAGCGCCCGAAAACAAGGACCUCCUGCGCGCGGCGUGAUGAAUAUCCGACGGUCGACCGUUUGUUCAAAAUUAAAAUCGCUCGUAAUUCCGGCACGCAAAAAGUGUAAUGAAAGUUGAAACUGUCGCGGCGUAGCUGGGAAGGACAGUGGGAGUGAGGUGAAUCAAAUUGGUCAAAAGUGUAUUAAAUUUGUCUUUCCUUAUCUUUCUGUUUACAAAUGUUUUUACCCAUUGAAUGUUGAGGGGGCCAUUUUUAUAGAUGUGAAGAUGUCAAGAUUGUUAAUCGAUAAAAUUAUCGUCGAUAAUAUUAUCGUCUAACGAUAACAAUAAUGGUUAUCUUUAUCGUCAGGA